This is a messenger RNA of Culex quinquefasciatus (southern house mosquito), 8054 nucleotides long. RefSeq names its product protein phosphatase 1 regulatory subunit 12A (gene Mbs). NCBI's taxonomy places the organism in Eukaryota, Metazoa, Arthropoda, Insecta, Diptera, Culicidae. The transcript is spliced from 22 exons. The record is from RefSeq and is a predicted model, not a curated record. The coding region runs from base 1021 to 5550 and encodes 1509 amino acids. Gene Ontology annotation, cellular component: cytoplasm. Gene Ontology annotation, molecular function: protein kinase binding; enzyme inhibitor activity; phosphatase regulator activity.
UCCUAAAUAUGGUUGAAGAUUUUGCUAGUUCGUCACAAUUAAAAUCGAUUAAAAUGAAUGAACAAACGUGUAAAAAGUGAAACUAAGCAUUGAUUUUGUUGACGAAUCUGUGAAAAUUAUUCUGUCUCAGGUCAGGUUGUGUAGAGUUAGAUAUGGAUUCAGUUUGAGAAAUACGGCCAACAUUCGAAAAGACCUCCAUCUCCUGCAGCAACGCAAUCCGUCCCAACCUGGCAUCCCUGUGCAGCACAUUCACUCACCGCGGUCGGUUCUCUCGAGCUAGCUCUGUGUCCCGUCCGUCGCGACGUUCCAAUGCUCAAUCCGUUUUCGUGUGCGACUGAAGGCAGUAGCAGAAGCGAGUGAGCCAUAUUCGUCUUGGCAAGUUUGGCGAGGAGGACUUUUUUUUCUUCGUUCGUGGUACGAGCUGGCCCCUGAGGCUCUGUCUAAUCCGUGGCUGCGUGGAAAAUAUCGGCCCGUUCCGUGUGUGAAAGUGCGUAAGAAUUCGGAGUUGGUGGAGCGAUAUCCGACAGAGCUUCAGCAACAGGAUUAGUAGCGGAGUUGGACGUGGUGUGUGCGUUCCACACACACUCUUCAUACAGAGGUAGAUGAGAGGUGUUCAACCAAUCUACCAAACAGGAGCAAAGUGUGUGCGUUCGUGUGUUGUAUGUGUGCUGUACAGAAGAAACAGAAGAAGCAGCAGCAGCCGUAGAGCAAGAGUAUUUGUGUGAGUGAGUGUGAGCGUGUGUGCAUUUAAUCGAAACGCAACAACAAGAAGAAUUCAAUAUCCCGAUCGGUAAUAGCAGAAGAAGAGCAAAACAAGCAAAUAAAGUGAGCAGUGCAAAGAAGAAACAAACCAAAUCAAAAGUGUUCGAUGAGAAGAAGAAGCAUCAAUUGCUCGAACGCGACGACGAAGAAGAAAAAGGUUGCAGAAGUUGUUUGAAAUCUUUCCCCCUCUACACCCCAACCCCCCGAAACCAAGUCGGUUGAAUCUUGGAGUGAAAAAAAAAAAAAAAAACAUCCACCAUGUCGAUGGACAACCGGAACACGUCGGCCCUGUUCAAGCGGGCCGAACAGCUGAAGCGCUGGGAGGAAUCGGAAACGAACAAGCACAGCGGCACCCCGAAGAGUCCGUCGAUGCGGCGGAUCAAGUUCUCCUCGGGGUGUAUCUUCCUGGCGGCGUGUGUCGCCGGCGAUAAGGACGAGGUGUCGCGGCUGCUGGAAACCGGCGCCGACAUCGACACGGCCAACGUGGACGGGCUGACGGCGUUGCAUCAGGCCUGCAUAGACGACAAUUUGGAUAUGGUGGAAUUCCUAGUACAGAACGGUGCCGACGUUAACAGAAAAGAUAACGAAGGAUGGACACCCCUGCACGCCACAUCAUCCUGCGGAUUCCUCAGUAUAGCCCGCUACCUGAUAGAGAGUGGCGCCGACCUGGCGUCGAUCAACAGCGACGGCGAGCUGGCCCUGGAUCUGGCCUGCUCGGACGCGAUGGAGGACCUCAUCCAGCGACACAUCGACGAGCAGGGCAUCGACUGCGAGGACGCACGCCAGGCCGAGGAGAAGAUCAUGCUGAACGACGCCAAGCGGUGGCUCCGCAGCGACAGCACCGACUGUGAUAAGCCCCACCCGAAGACGGGCGCGACGGCCUGCCACGUGGCGGCCGCCAAGGGAUACGGCAAAGUGCUCGCCCUGCUGCUGGACGGCCGGGGGGACUUUGACAAGCAGGACGUGGACGGGUGGACGCCACUGCACGCGGCCGCCUACUGGGGCCAGAAGGAAGCCGUCCAGAUGCUGCUGAACGCGAACGUCGACAUCGACGUGCAGAACUACAGCGGCCAGUACGCGAUCGACAUCGCCCAGAAGGACAUCGUGCCGCUGCUGGACGAGGCGCGCAAAAACAACCUCAAACGACCCAAACGGCGUCCGGCUAGUCAGAUUAGGUAUGGCGGUGGAAUGCGAAUUACGGACACUAUUGAGAAUAGCAUCGAGACCCCUACCAAGGUCAUCAGGGUCGAGGUGAAACCGAUCGACAGCAAAGAAAAAGAAGCACUCGCCAGUGAAAGCGAGGAGGAGGAGCCAGAAGAGGAAGAGGAACCUGAAGAAGAGCAAGUAGAAGAAGAGGAGGAGGUGGAAGUAGAGCAGGAGGACGCGGAGCAUAGCGGGAGUGAUCGCGAAGAAGAUCAGGAAAACGGCCAAGAGGUCGACGAGGAGGCGGAGGAGCAAGAUGAAGAAGAAGCGGCAGCAGAAGAGGAAGAGGAGGAGGAAGAUGAGCAGGAAUCGGAACCGGAAGUUUCGGUAGCGUCGGAAUCUUCACCGUACUCGAGCAGCUCGACUUCGUCGUCUUCGUCGUCGGCUGAAAGCAGCAUGACUGAGUCGGACACAGAGGAAAUUCGCUCCAAACCCGUUCCGAUUAUUUCCCGUCCGACGCCGGUUCCGGUGGCCGAGCAGAUUAUCGUUCCCAAGCCACGUGACGCAUCGCAGCAGCAGCAGGCCGCGCCGCCAGUUCCGUGGCGUCGUCCACGGGCGAUCCCAACGCCGAUUCCGACGGCUGAACACGCCAAGCUGCAGCAAGAAUACCUGCAAAAGUUGCAGAAUGGCAACGCGUCGUACAACACUCAAGUUCCUGAGAAGGAGAACCAGCCAACAGAGCCCGAUGUGAUACUGCGGCGGACGCAAAGCUUCGAGAGCGAUGAAAAGUUCUACCAGAAGUACGUCGAGCUGCGAGCCCGAAUACAGGCCAACUCGUGCCCGAUCCUGCCCAACACGAACCCCGCCGUCGCGAACGCGGCCGCCAAAACCGCCGCCAGCAACAACUAUCUUGUACAAAGGUCUGCCUCGUUGAAGGACCACCGGACGUUAAGGAAGGCCUCCAGCAACCUGGUCCUGGGAAGCACCGGCAGCACCACCCCCACUGGCACAAACGCGAACGUACAAACGCAGUCGGCCACGUCGCCACCCACUAGUCCCACCGGAACGCCCGUGACGGCACCCAGCUCCGGACAGAUUCGAAGCAUCACACCUGCCAACAACAACAACAACAUCAACAACCUCAGCCAGAACAACAGCCAUCACAUUGCGACACCGGCGGAACAGACCAUUGAUAACAACUACAGUAGUAGCGAUACUAGCGACACCUCCACCACCACCAACGCCGCUGUUGCGGCGGCGGCGGCGGCGGGCAACAAAAAUCAUAGCCUGUUCGAACUGAACCGAAAAUACAUCGAACAAGCCCAGAAAACGAAGAUUAAUAAUGAGCGCAAUAAAUUUCUCUCGUCACUCAACGAGAAGAGGCAGCAACAGUUGCAGCAGCAGCAACAGCAGCAACAACACCAGGACAAGGACACGGCAGCUUAUCAAAGAGCGGAAACGAAAGCGUCACCAGCAGGCUUCGUCGCGCAGCCGGCAACCGCAGAAUCCGGCCCCGCAGCGGACGAACCGACGGCGGAACCGCCGAUCACGCGGGCCCAGAGUGUAGGCGGCGUCUAUGCCGCUAACGCCGCCACCGCGACUAGUCCUUCCUCCGCAGUCCAGAACCAGUAUCCUGCCGUCGUAACUUCCACGAACAAACUUUCGCCGGGCAAUAUUUUCAAAAACUUCUUCAAAUCCUUCGUUCCGCCGACGCGCGACGAGGAGAGCGAAACGCAGCGAAAGGCCCACGCCAAGCGGGUCCGCGAGACGCGCCGCUCGACCCAGGGCGUCACGCUGGACGAGAUCAAGAGCGCCGAGCAGCUGGUCAAGAAGAAGAACUCCACCAACGCCGCCGAAGGUGACCCGGCUGCUACCACAACAACCACAAUCACACCACCAACCUCAUCAUCCUCUUCAUCAACACCCGCUGCCGUUCCGACGCCGCCGCCACCGAUCAACGACCGCGUCCCGGACCCAAGCGGUGGAACCGGCAGCAGCAGCAGCAGUAUUCCCGAGGUAAGCAGCAAACAAGUUCCUUCGCCGAGCGAUCCACCAGUUAGUAUGUCGGCCAGUUUUACGCUGAGUGCUCCGCCCUCGACGACCAGCGCCAAGUCAGCAGCAGCGCAGCGGACCGGCGAUGGAGGUGGCGGCGGCAGCGGUGAAGGCGGGGGUGGCGACGGGACAGCGGACGGCGAUGACGGUAGCAAAAUCAGUGUCUCGUACACGAUCGCGGCUCCAAAGGGAAUUGAAAGCAGCGUUGCUGCGACGAUCGGCUCCGCCGCCAAAGAAAAGAGCAAAGACGAUGCCGUGUCAACGACGGCCACCUUCAGCGUACCGACACCUGCCGCGAACAACCUUAACAAGAAGACUGAAUCCGACGAGUUUACGAAACCGACGGCGACCAUCCGAGCGCCGGCCAGCUCGUUCAGCACCAGCAAGCGGUCCCUGUUCGACAUUGAUAACGCCAACUCGCUAACGCUGGCCGAAAAGCUACGCCAAGAGGCCAACAAGUACGCCGAAAGCGACAAGGAGAACUUUGUCAGCAGCGCGAAGAGUUCCGCGAAGACGUCGUCGGAAUCUACGGCAGCUGCUGCCGCACCGGCCAACGUGACUCCGGCGGCCGCCGCCGAAGGUACAGUAUUGCUGCGAAAGGACAGUAGUGCGCCUUCUUCGCCACUGCACCAGCACCACCAUCAGCCCUCGACGCUGGCCGAACGGAGGCCGUCGUGGCGGUUGAAGGUGGACGGUGGAUCCAAGUUCAAACUGGAAGACGCCACGGCGCCUGCCAUCACGCCCACCAGCAACAACAACACCAGCAGCAGUGCCGCCUUGGACUCCUCGAACAACACCCGCACCCAGCAGAAUGAGCUCAAUAGUAUUUCAGCGUCCUCGCUGGCCCAGCGAAGGCAGAACGGCGACAGCAGUACUUUCAACUCAACUCGGCCCGCGUCAGCUCCGGAACUUGCGACGACGACCGCGACCAGCAAUGACGCCAGUCUGCACCUGCGGAGGUCACUCAAGAGCGAGGAGAACAAGGAGAAUGACAAGGAGAACGACAACCGCAGCAGUGCCCAGGCGACGCAAGCCGUCAUCCAGCGCAGGAGGCGCCCCAAGCGGCGCUCGACCGGAGUCGUGCACGUCGACAUGGAGGAUAUUGAUCCAGAGCGACAAGAUUCUCCGGUCGACGGUGAGGAGAAGGAGUCUGGAACGGAGCGAGGCCGGUCCCGGGUUGGGUCGACCGCGUCGGAUCUCGCCGCGGACGCGCAAAAGGAUGGCAGCGGCGUCGCGGAGUCCAAGGAGAAUGGCGGCGACUACGUCGACUACAAAGCUCUCUACGAACAGGCCAAAGCUGACAACGAGAAGCUCAAGAGCUCGAUGAGGAAGAAGGACGAAGAAGUGCUCAGUUUGAAGUCGGCCCUCGACAGGUUCACGACCGCGACCACCAAGAACAACUCGCUGUCGGAGCUGGAAAAGCGGGAAAGACGAGCGAUGGAGCGAAAGAUGUCGGAAAUGGAGGAAGAGCUCAAGCUGUUGCAAAAAUACAAAACCGAAAACGAACGUCUGCGCGCCGAGAAUCGCGCCCUCACGCGGGUUGUCUCCAAACUAACGACCUCGGCCCAGAACCAGCUGCACAGCAAGCACUAGAAGUAGUCGUAGUACUAGAAGUAGUAGUAGAGAGAGGGAGGGAGCGCAGUACUAGAGCAACGCCAAAGGGUGCACAGCGCGCACACACACAUUUAUGAUGAUAUUAGAAUUGUAACGUUGUCUCACAAUCAAAAUGUUCCAACAUUUAUACACUCUUGUCCUUGCAUCUAUUGUGAACUAUUGCUGUUUUUUAAUAGUUUGUUUAUACUAAAACAAUGCCAACCUAAGUACCGUGUAGAGUAAAGCUUUUCCAAAUUUUGUUGAUAGCAAAAUAUCUAGUGUAAAGUUUAACUUACCAAAAAAUAAAAAAAACUACACAAUAUCGUGAAUAAAAGGAUAGUGAAUUGAAUCCAAAAGUGCUAAAAUUGUCAGCUAAACUAGUCAGAAUAUCAUCAAAAGCGUAAUUACUAUUGAAAACUUGUGUGUGUUUGUGAAGCAUCCAAAACAAAGCAAAAAACGCCACGACACAACAACACUGCAACUCAGAGAGAAAGAGAGCAAGAGUGAGACGACGUAAUGAGAGAGAGAGCGAGAGCAAAACCCACUUUGGACAACGACGACUUCCCAACGACGACCAUUCUCUCAAGCUCCUCCUCCUCCUCGGCGCGUUGAGAGUGAGAGCCAACGAAGUACUAGAACAAAGAGACGCACUGCCGCCGCGUUUGGUCAAGUCGAGCUCUCAGUGAACACUGAUUUUGCAACUGGAAGCCCUCAAGACCGAAAAUCAGCGCCUGAAGGACGAAAACGGAGCGCUCAUUCGUGUAAUUAGUAAGCUUAGUAGAUAGAGAUACAUUGCCGCCGCUGAGCUGCCACUUGGCCGAGGUCUUCUGGAAAGGGGACGGCAGGCCACCGGCGGCGACGGCGGCGGAACAGGUCAGAGUGAUCGCGGCAAAGAAUAAAGUUAGACGGGGACUCUGGGAGCAAGCGCCCAAGAGAGUUUGGGAUUUUAUCACUAGACUAGAGACUAGAGAGAGAGAGAGCGACUUGGAGAAGUGCAGCAAAGUUAAUCGUACUGAGGCGUCGUGUCGCGCAAAACUAAGCUCCUCUCGGCGAAGGGCGCGAGAGAAUGUGCAUCGAAUACAAUAAUGUAAUAUAGCAAAGAAAAAAUAAAACAGAUAAAAAAACUGAAUCAAUCUAGGCGAAACAAAUCAAUAAUUAUUCUACUGCAAAGUUAAACUAUUUAUAAAACAAACAAAAAAACUGAGAGAUCAAAAAAGUACGGAUUUCAUUCGUUUUCUAGAUAUUAUUUAUGCGCGAACAAAAAUCAAGAAGAAGUCAAGGCAUUUCAGUUUCAUCCCCAGUGGAAAGAGGCAACUUUUAUUGUGCACUAUUGUUAACAAAACACACGAAUCGGAAAAGGGAGAAAACAUGUUAGUCAACUGAAACUAUUUCUUUUUGUUAUCGUCUUGUGUAACGUCACGUAAUUAAAAGGUAGAAAAUGUGUAGACAAUUUGGAUUUUUUAACGUUCGGACUCUUUAGAUGUAGCAAAUCACUGUUCUCAUAUUUUGCCAAAAUUUCAUAGCAAAAAUAAAUUUGGAGCAACUUUUUGUGUGAGAAUAAUUUCUAGUUUUGGACAACUUUUUUUUUGUUCGGAGAAAGCCGAAUGAUUGAAACAAUAAUUGAAGCUGUUUAGAUACUUUAAUAUAAAGAAGAAAUCAAUAUUUAUAGAUUUUAUAUCAAACACACACACACACGUGCAGCAUAUUAAGCAUUGUAAGUAAAGCAUCAUUCGGAACACACAAAAAAAAAAAAACAUUUUUGUUGGAGUAAAACGCAAUCAACUAAAAACUCAACCGCGGAUUUGAUCUCCCAAUUGGUUCACUCACGUAGCUUCGUUUUUCUUACUCCAACUCUUUUAGCUAGAGGUGAGAUAGUAUUUAAGUUGUGCGUGAAAGCGUGCGAUAUGUAAAAAUGUAAACACACACACAAACAACACAAAACUAAUGGCAUUUUCAAACCUUUGUUUGUUUUUUCCCCACCCUUCACAAUCGACCUUCAAAAACUCUCUCAUCAUUAGUUAGUAUUGAAUGUGUCUAGGUUAGGAUCGAUUUGUAUGCAUUAAAAAAAACUCAAGAAAAAGCAAUUUUCAUGCGACAAAUCGCCUCUGUUGAUGAUUAUGAUACUAUUGAAUGUUGUUAGCGUAUCAAUUGUACACCCUCUUUCCUGUUCCAUAUUUUCCCGUUCUUUAGUUAAGUCUCGUAGAGUUAUUUCAUUUUAGUCUUUUGAUGUGUGUAUUGUAGAGCAAACAACACAUUACACAAAUACUGAAAGUACUUCUCCUGUUUUUUUUUCUUCUUAUUUUUAUUACUACGAUUAUUAUUCUUAUUAUCAUUAUUACUAUGUUGUAAUUGUCAUCCUAAGGUAAGUGAAACACACAAACAAAAAAUACACGCAUACACAAACACACAUCCGCAUAUACAUUGUAACUUAUGUUAACUGCAGCAAAUAUGUACUAUUAUUAUUUUUGAAAAGCGAAAAAAAAGUUCAAAAUAAAAGCAAAAAA